AGCUUAACCUCCACCACACGUCGUCUGUCGCCGUCAUUGUCAUUUCAAUCCGAACCCGAGAAUUAUUGGAGUACUCUUUGCGCCGUUUACCGAACGAAACUAUCUCGCGAUAUUUUCGUUGUCAUAUGGAAACCCCCCCUUCAUUCCCAAGUCCAAAACCGAAGUGACUGCGGGCGGUGGGGUUUAGCAAUUACAAUGCGAUGGCAACUUUCCACGCCGGGCUCUCGUCUGGCACCAGCCCCAACGAUGCCAUGGGGCUGAAUGUCGCCUCCAUGACGGGUGCUGGCCUCGGCAUCGAGGGUUUCGAUCAGGAACUGACCUUUGAUGAGUCGAUGCUCGAUAACGUGAAUGGCGGCUUACCUAUACCUUUCACGUCAUCAUACGACUUCGACACCUUCUCCACCACAUUCGAGGACCCGUUUAACUACUCGCGACCUUAUGAAGCCGCGCCCGACCCAGAGACGUAUCAAGAUGAGGAGUCGUCGCCGCAGCAGCUCGACGAUAAGCUGUUGGGCUUCUCUGCGCCCGUGCUCAAAGCGACGCCAUUAGACGACACAACUGGCACCUUCUCGGAGCUGAGCAUGACGGCCGAGCUCUACGGCAUGUUCUUCGUGGCCGAAGACGUAUUCGGCCCCGGCGAGACGAGCGGGCGGCCGCUGGAGCUGACAUGCUACCGGCGGAACCUGUGGCAGUGUUCGGGCCAAAUCAUGCUCCCGCGGCAUUGCACACAAGUCAUGGAUGAGCAGGGCUGCGCCGUGCCCAUAGUCGAGUUUUACGCUUCGAUAUCGGCCAUCGAGUCCAUCGAGGGGAAGACGACGGAGAUCAUCUCCAUCCCUUGGAAGAGCAGCAAUGGGGCCCUGGGCGAGGUGCAAGAGACCAAGACGCCCCAGGCGCCGCCGAAAGCUACUCUUGACCUCGGCGGAGGCCAGGAAGUCGACGGCGAUCGAGUCAGCGUGCCCAUUUCUUGGAAACGCCUACAGUUCAAAUCGGCCACGGCGAAUAACGGCCGCCGGAAGGGCCUGCAGCAACACUAUCUGGUCCAGAUCAACCUCCUCGGCAAGCCGAAAGCCGGAGGCGACCUGAUGCAAAUUGCAGAGAUUCACAGUGGCCCCGUCAUUGUCCGGGGCCGCAGUCCGAGAAACUUCGACAGCAGGAAGGACGUCCCCCUGUCGGCCGACAAAAAGUCGGGCAGUGUGGAACGCACCACCAAUACCCGCCCGCAGAACGAGGUCUCGGCAUCCCCCGCCCCGAACAUGAAGCAAGAGCGGACCGACCCAGCGCAGAACCUGCACCGCUAUCACUCCCUCGGGAAUGCUCAGAACUCAUCCGGCUCGAGUGACUGGUCAACGCCUGCAUUCGGUGGUCAGCAAGGCCAGCAGUGCCAGCAACAUCAAUCUAAGAAAAUGGCCGUCUCUCCCAAUGUGAACAGGCCACCCGUUCCGUCCUGGGGCAAGGAGUCCUCAUCUUUCACUGGCAAGUUGCCGACGCUGGAGCGACACGCCAAGAGCUCAUCCUCUGUUCCUUCACUACCCAUCAAUUUAUCCCUAUCCGAAGACGAGCGCAGCCCCAACAACCGCUCCAAUGCAGACGCGCUGCAGAGCCCGCAGUUGAACCGGUCAAAUGCGGCACAGUAUGGCGGCAGUCCGUCCGAGGAGACGGAGCAGCUGUAUGAAUAUUUCCCGUUGAGUGUGGAUGACUGGACACCUCUCGUGGAUACUGUGUACAGACCUCACAUUGUACACCACAUUGCGCUUCCGUCCGAGAUCAAGGCCCAAAAAGUGAGGAGUAAGGCCAAGAGAUAUUUCUCUGCAGAAUGAUGAUGUGAUGAUACGCAAGUGGAUUGGUUGAUUUACUCCGGCCAUGUUGCAACUUGGGUGCUCCAAUGAGCCUCAACAACAACGCGGUCGAGGCUCGUGCCGGCAGGCAUGAAUUUGGCGUUAAUUACAUUUGGGUUGGAUAUAGAGCACACGAUACCAACGUGUCCUAUGGUAUUUGUUGCAGUAGUUGAUGCACCGGAACUUGGUGGAAUA
Molecule: messenger RNA, 2030 nt
Organism: Pseudomassariella vexata
Lineage: Eukaryota; Fungi; Ascomycota; Sordariomycetes; Amphisphaeriales; Pseudomassariaceae
Exons: 3
Coding region: 201-1817 (538 amino acids)
Biological process (GO): positive regulation of transcription by RNA polymerase II; meiotic cell cycle
Cellular component (GO): nuclear chromosome
Molecular function (GO): DNA-binding transcription factor activity; DNA binding
Source: RefSeq, a predicted model, not a curated record